AUUUGAGCCAAGAUCUUCGGCUUGCACUUUCUGCACCAUUGCAUCACGUCCUCAGACAAGAACUGCCUCUCUACUUGCAGUUGUGGCUAUCGCGCGGUCAUGUGUUGUCAGCCCUGCCCGGCCAGGCUCGCGUCACGGCGCAGGCAGGCUGCGCCUCCCGCCCUCGAUGUUCGAAGCGCAGCUUACCCCGACGAUCAACUUCUACACCACAGCACCCAGGGGCUCCGUCUGCCUUCACCCUUAACUUAGCGAACUGUUACGUAGCGCUCACGACGGACAAACGACUAAGAUCUCGACGCCCUGCGCGAGCUAUCUCCCGUGCGCUAUCAAUUCUCUCAGCCUGCCUCGAGGCUCCAAGACUCCCUUUUACUGCUCGCGCAUAUAAACACAAACAAGGCCCGAUGCGACUGUUGUACAGCACAAGCGGAGGGAGACUCGGAUGGACCGAGGACUUGAUUGGCGACAAUAUCCCCUCCUAUGCGAUCCUGUCGCAUACCUGGAAGGAGGGGCAGGAGGUAACCUUCGACGAUCUGAAGAACCUCGACAAAGUGGAAGACAUUGACGCGCAAAGCAAUGAGGGAUAUCAGAAAAUCCGCUUCUGCGCAUCACAGGCUAAGCGUGACGGCCUAGACUACUUCUGGGUAGACACCUGCUGUAUUGACAAGUCAAACAGCUCAGAGCUUCAAGAAGCGAUCAACUCCAUGUUUCGAUGGUAUCAAAACGCGAGGAGGUGUUAUGUUUAUCUGUCAGAUGUUGAGAGUAACACUUUAGACGGGAAUGGCGAGUCAGCUUUCAUGAAGAGCAGAUGGUUUACCCGAGGCUGGACACUUCAGGAACUUCUUGCUCCUAGAGUGGUUGACUUCUUCUCGAGGAAGGGCGUGUGGCUGGGGGACAAGAAGUCGCUGAAAGACACCAUCCACGAAAUCACAGGAAUAUCUAACGACGCUCUGUCAUGGAGGCAAGUGUCCGAGUUCAGCGUAGCUGAGCGGUUCUCUUGGGCAAAUAAUCGCCAAACAACACGCUCAGAAGAUGGAGCAUACUGUCUGCUAGGCAUAUUUGACAUUCAUCUACCGUUGAUCUAUGGCGAAGGCAAAGAGAAGGCGUUGAAGCGACUGAAAAAAGAGAUACUGGAGUCUUCCGAGGACGUCGCAAGUGCUCCUGUGAAUGACACUGAUACUCGCAGCCGAAGCCAAGAAGAAAGGAUUGGCAAGAUCUGCAACUGGCUUUCGGCGCCUGACCCGUCCACAAACUACCACAAAGCGCACAGGCAGCGGCAGGCUGAGACCGGAAUCUGGCUGCUGGAAAGCGCAAAGUACAAAGAAUGGAAAGAGAGUGCAGCAUCGCGACUAUGGCUGUACGGCAUUCCAGGAUGUGGAAAGACUAUAUUGAGCUCUACCAUCAUCGAGGACUUGCUGCAGCACUGCCAUGAUGACACUAGUAUGGUGACGGCAUUCUUCUACUUUGACUUCAACAAUAUACAGAAACAAGAUCCGGAGCUGAUGAUCCGCUCACUGCUCUGCCAGCUCCUACAGCACUCAGUAACAUUUCUUAGAGGCCUUGACGCAUUAUUCUCGUCUUGCAAGAAUGGACAACGACAGUUAUCACUGCAUGCACUUCUGGAGGUAACACAGCAGGUGAUGCAACAGUUCACGCAUGUCUACAUCGUUCUCGAUGCGCUCGAUGAGUGUACACAACGCCCAGGACUAAUGGACGUGCUUGAAACAGUGUCUGGAUGGCAGCUUGACAAUUUGCAUCUGCUUAUGACCAGCCGGAAAGAGCGGGAUAUCGAGAGCUCGUUGCAGAGUUACGUCGAGGAAGAGGACACUGUCUGUCUUCAGAGGGACGUAGUGGAUGAGGAUAUACGACGAUACGUUCAGCAAAGGCUAUCUGACGAUAAGGAUCUGGCAAAAUGGAACAGGGACGCGGCUAUCAGGCAAGAGAUCGAGGCUGCACUCAUGGACGGAGCUCGCGGGAUGUUCCGAUGGGCUGUAUGUCAGCUUGACACGUUGGUAAAGUGUCGCAAUCGAGCGAUGCUGCGCAAGUCACUCGCCACUUUGCCGCAAACGCUAGACCAGACGUACGACCGCAUUCUCUCUGCCAUAAACGAAGACGACUCCGAGUACGCGAUACGUAUCCUGCGGUGGCUGACGUUCUCUGCGCGGCCACUCUCCGUCGAAGAGUUUUCCGAAGUCGUUGCCAUCGAUGUGACGCGCGAUCCAGCAUUCGAACGCGACGAAGUGCUAGAAGACCCCCUUGAAGCGCUGAACAUUUGCUCCAGUCUAGUCACUCUUACAACGAACAAAGAGGAAGGGAGAUCGCGGCCUUCCCAACGGAUCAUCGCUCUAGCACACUAUUCUGUCCAAGAAUACCUUGUGUCAGAUAGAAUCAAGCAAGGACAAGCAAAGCAGUACAGCAUGCAAGAGGCCGAAUGCCACAACGCGAUAACAGAAAGUUCCUUGAAGUAUCUGAACCAGUUGCAGCAACCACUGUCAAGAAGAAUGCUUGAGACAUCCGCACUUGCAAGGUAUUCGGCAGAGUUCUGGAGCAGCCAUCUUCAAAAAACAGGAGACGGCAUUGAGGGAGUGAGUGGGCUAGCAAUGAGGUUAAUGUCAAUAGAAAACCCCACAUAUCUCACCUGGGUCCAGUUAUAUGAUCCGGACAGUCCUUGGAGGAGACCAUAUAUGAAAAAACGCCUGGAAACUGUGGCUACACCGCUUUACUACGCAGCAUCGUUAGGCUUGAAUACGGUUACGACGAUGUUGCUGAACCAAGGCGCCGAAGUCAAUGCGCAGGGUGGAUCCUACGGCAACGCACUGCAGGCAGCUUCAUACAGAGGCCACGAGCAGGUAGUCAAGCUACUGCUUGACAAAGACGCCGACGUCAACGCGCAGGGUGGAUACUACGGCAACGCACUGCAGGCAGCUUCAGCUGGAGGCCACGAGCAGAUAGUCAAGAUGCUGCUCGACAAAGACGCCGACAUCAACGCGCAGGGUGGACGUUACGACAGUGCCAUGUACGCGGCUGCGUAUGGGGGGCACAAAGAGACUCUCGGUAUUCUGAUCUUAAGGGGUAAUAUCCCACAGCUGCAAGAUAAUCACGGACGGACAUUGCUUUGGUGGGCCGCGGCUGGCGGUGACAUUGCUACUGUGGAAGCGCUUAUUAAUAAGCACAACAUCGACCCUCAAACAGCCGACAGGUUUGGGCGAAAGCCUUUCUGGAUAGCCACGAAGAAAGGACAUAGCGCAGUAUCGAAGCUUCUGAACGGAUAUGGUGGGGAUACUAACGGCGAGGGAGUAACAUCACGCGACAGUAGCAAUGACUGGUCGCCUAUGGAAUGCGAUGUCUGCCUAACACGCAUUCCGACAAGUGAAUGUCAUUAUCAUUGCAGUCUCUGCAUUGGUGGAGACUGGGAUGUAUGCGAAGACUGUAGAAGGAGGGGAGCCACUUGCAUGGAAAUGGCUCACACUUUGGUCAAGCGUACGAUGCUUGAUGGAGUUUGGGUUGAGAUCACCAGCUGA
Molecule: messenger RNA, 3518 nt
Organism: Macroventuria anomochaeta
Lineage: Eukaryota; Fungi; Ascomycota; Dothideomycetes; Pleosporales; Didymellaceae
Exons: 2
Coding region: 402-3518 (1038 amino acids)
Molecular function (GO): protein binding
Source: RefSeq, a predicted model, not a curated record